Procambarus clarkii (red swamp crayfish) is the source of this 5727-nucleotide messenger RNA. RefSeq lists its product as uncharacterized. The record is from RefSeq and is a predicted model, not a curated record. NCBI's taxonomy places the organism in Eukaryota, Metazoa, Arthropoda, Malacostraca, Decapoda, Cambaridae.
CUUUAAGGAACAAAUGUCACAGGAUUUGGAAAUAGCUUGAUGUACAAGUUAAACCAUAGUAUAAUACUGAAUCGGUCUUUUUCAUCAUGUACAGUAUAUUCCUAAUGUUCUGUGAGCUGUCGGAUAUUUGUUGGAGAUAUGAAAUUAAGGAUUAGACAAUUUUCCAGAGUCGAAAGUCUUGACAGCAUUUUGUUUCAAAUUAGAAAAUGAGCAGCACAAGUGACAAUGUCAUGGAAAGCUGUUCUCUGUUUGACCAUGUAUUGGCUGAUACAGCACUGGAAAAGCAGGUGUGUAUGAUGCCAGAUACACCCACCAUACACAAGACCUGGGAUACAACUCCCAGGUCUUGCGUAUCACAACACACUGAUGAGAAAAGGUGUGACAGGCACCAGGGAAAUGACAAUGAACCAUCUCAAAUGCCUUUGAUUGAUCGUGAUGUUACAUCCGGUUCAGACUCGUCUGAAUGUGUUGGGGCUCAAGAUAAUACCUAUCACACAUCCUCUGAUACUUCAACUUUUGAAGUUAAUAGAAUGAAUAAAAAUAUGUAUCCAAACAUAGUUUAUAUAGACUGGGACAACAAUUUUGAUGAACGUGAAGUGAAUGAAAAGGAUGACUCGACCUUAAAUGGCACAUCAUCAGGCAACGACUAUAUUUCUUGCCAUUCAGCAAAUGAAGAUACUAUAGAUGGUUUGAUAUUGGGUGUCAAGGAAAUAAUGUCUCGACAACGCACUGUAUCGAUUGCUUCCCUGGAUUACUAUCGUUCACCAGAUACAAAUUUGCAAAUAACAGCAAGAGAAGAGCUGCAGAGCCAAGGACAGGAUUCCUCAGUUAACAGAAGGCAAAUGCAGCAGUCACGAAGACUCCCUUUCUGGCUCUGGUUCAUUAUUGCCCAAAGUCUGGGCAUCAAACUUCAUGCUGAAGAUAAGCCAGUUAUUGCUACCAUUCUGUACACUCUCACAUUUAUGAGUGCAUUAGGCUAUUUCCUAAGUGACUGGUGGUUUACUGCCUACGAUAUCGUGAGUGAUUACACGAAGACGACGGUAGUCGAUGGAGCUAUCACAAUUUUUUUUACAUUGUUAUGGGGAGCGUUGGCUGUAUAUGCAAACAAUUUGGCUUACAGAUUGUUCAGUCACAGAAAAUUCUUAGACAUGUUACGACUUCACUCCAAAACAAUUUUGAAGAUGAAUGCCUCAGUUGUAUUAUUUACACUCAUGCUCCUUCUUGCCAUCUGUAAUGAUCUCAAUGCAUAUCCAAACUUCAAAGACGAAACCUGCCAUAGAGUGGGCCUUGAGGUGUUGGUCUGCAAAAUGAGGUAUAUCUUCCGAGUAUUAUUAUCAGUGUUUGCUGUCUUAUGGAACUACCUGGUGGCUUUCGUCGUAGUCUCCACGUGUCGCACUCAUGUUAUAGGAAUUCGGAGGUUUAUGCAAGCGCUGGAACAGGAUGCUCGUGUUUAUGAAUCUAGAUAUAUGGGCUUGACACAUGGAAAUGUGGACAGACCUGUGCUGGAAGAAUAUAGCUGGGUCGAUGAAGAUUACAUGGAUGAGCUGCGUGAUCCAGGAGGCAGCGACAUGGAUUCCAAUUCUGCUGUUCUUAUUCCUCAGCAGAGGAGUCGAGACACUAGUAACCAGAGUGAACGUCCAACCACAUCGAGUGAGUUACCAUCAGCUAGGGUACCACCAUCUCCCUCUCUACAAGAAAGUUUAAUUUCUUCACCGAGUCUUCACUCUCUCCGGGGUUCGAAUCCAGUGCCCACAGAAACCGUUCGUACCAGUAAGGCUGGAUCAGUGAGCAGCCAAGCUUCCGUCUCUGAUGUAAGAGUUAGACCACCACCACUAAUGAGCAACUCAGAAAUUCUUUUUAGAUACUGGAAGAUCCAAGCACGUCUAAGGCUAUCAUCUGUAGCUCUACAAAGAUGGAUGAUGUCAGUGAUCUGUUUGGUAGUAAUGUGGUUGGCAAUGAACCUUGUACUGUGGUUGAAUUAUAAUCCUGCUCUCAUUGAUCUUGCCAACUUCUUCCUGCCCUUGUCCCUGCUUCCAUUGUUGUCAUCUGCAUAUGCCGAGGUCAAUCAGGAGGGCAUUCGACUUUUAAAGUUUAUAUGCCCACUGGAGGAGAGACUGCAAAUGUUGUAUGUGCUACAGAAUGCACCACUGGAGAUGACAGUGUAUGGCUUCUCUCUGUCUUACUCAACGAUCACCACUGCAGCAUUUGGUAUCCUCCUUGCAUUUGCCUCCAAGGUCCUGAUUCAGGAAUUAUCUGGACCAGUUAAUCUGAAGACAGGUUGAAGGGUGAAUAUCUCUCUAUCUCUGAUACUUUAUGAAAACUUAACCAUUCUGAAAUCUCAGUUAUAUGAAUGAAUCACAAAUUGAUCUCUCAUUUUCUAAUUAUAAGAAUGAUUAUUGUGAUUUACUGCAUAUAUCUCUCAUUGAGCCUGUUAAGGAGUUAUUUUUACUUAUUUUAGAUUCUAGAGAAAAAUUAUAAUUGUUUUAGACAGUUUUGUUUAAUAUAAAUUUUAACCAAAGUUUUAUCUAUAUAAAUUUAAUAUAACCUUUUCCAAAUGAAUGGAUUUGUAUUUCUAUAAGGCCUAUACAGCGAGAUCUCAAUUUAAUGAAUUCCUGAACGUGUUCAGCGGAACAAACAAACAUUGCCUUCAGUGAGGGUUGCUUACCACAGCUGCCACUGAACCUAGACAUUGCUGUGUUAGCAUCCAAUUAAUCUUAUUGUACAGUGCUUAAAAUCUUUUAAGCAAGACAUGUUUUAAAAAUUAUAUUAUCCAAUAAUAAUGAAAUAUACUCAAAAUGGCCAAAAUUUAAUCUAUUAUGGCACCAUGAGUUAUUGAGGACCAUUUGUCUAAAUGUUAAUUUUUACACAUUUGAUUAAUAACCUUUAGUAUUUUUAAGUUAUCACAUUAUCUGCACUGUAAUUUCCUAUUUUAUUAGCAAAAUAUCUUACAGUAGCAACCAAGGUGGUAAGUAAAAGUGGAUAUAUCCAUUAGGCAGAACAUUUCUAUGACAAGUAAUUGUUAGACUCUACUGCCAUAAUGUGAUAGUUGCUGUGUGGCGGGAGGUGAGGUAGCCACGACUGUCUCACGGGGUGCAAAGACAUGCUACAAAAUGUCUUCUGGAACUUAAGAAUACAAAUUAUGAGAAGAGGAGGAGACAUUAAACCUAUCAAGACUGGAAGAAGGGGGCAGAUAUGAUCACUAUGUACAAAAUAAUAACGAAUUGACAAAACGGACAGGAAUUUUUAAAAUCUGAAACUUUCAUAAACAAGAUGCCAUAGAUUCAAGGUAAGGAAACAGAAGUGCAGAAACAUACCAAAAUUCUCUUUUACAAAGUGUCAGAUGGAUUGAACUAUUAUUAAUGAACUAUAACCCAGUCAUUCAAGUGGUUGGAUGCCAUUCCUUCACCCCAUCCUGUCCUAACAUCCUGCCCUCGUAUCCCAUCCAAGUGCUAUAUAGUCAUAAUGGCCGAGUGCUUUCUCCCGAUAAUUACCUUACCUUUGUCCCUGUCCUUUUCACCCACCUCUACUUUCAUGCCUCUCCUCUAUGCUGAAUCUAUUGACAAGACCAACAUGGCCCAUUGGCACACGAGGCAAGCAGAAUGAAAUAUCUCCAUCACUUUCCAAAGGAGUGUGAGCAUCUUGGGAUUGCCCAGAGAGCUCCACAAGGACCCAAACCUAGAUGAUCAUUGGUAAGUGCAAAUGUGCCUUAUAGUCUUCCACGAUAAGAGCCUCAGAAAGCACAGGCAAGGCAAGUGGCAGCUCAUGAAACUAUCACUGCACUCACAGGGAAAGGAAGAGGAGGCACAGACAUAGUUCAGGUGGAGGGUGGAGAUGACACACACGCCUCUAAUUCCAGGUCCCUAAACACCAUAGAAUCCGACUGCAGGGCAUCCAACUGAUUGCAAUAUCACAAACGAUAAACCUAAUUCUUAAAGCAGCAUUUGCCUGAAAAGCUUCUUCAUUAGAGGCUGAAUUAGUCAGUGCAGAAACCCGCCAGGAAUAAACCACACAAGACAAAGGGUUGAAAGAGUCACUGACCCCGGGCAGCAUGACAGAGGCAGAAAUAAUAAUCGUCGUCUGAUAGCAAAGACAGUGAACAUCAUUCAAACUUGCACAUCAUAAGUGCAAGCUCUGCGGGCUGAUCCAACCAUGCCACAGACCUGCGAGGGAAUUACCAAGGCAUCAGUCUUCUGGCAAGCAGCCUCAAUGCCAGGAUAUCAGGAUGUCCAGGCAUCGAGGCUGCUUGCCAGAAAACUGACACCAAGAACAGUCAAGACAACCAGGCUAUGACUGGUGCCUGCGGCAUGUCAUAUAAACAAACACACACGAGCUCUAGCAUAACCAACAGAAUGUUUGGGCCCUAGACUGGGGCAGAGUCAAAGACUUGUGAAUAGCCCUAAACAAGACUUGGUAUCAUGGUGAGGGGAGUUAAGACAGCUGCUAUGGGCUGCUUCCUGGGGGUGUGUAACAAAAAGUGGCCGUAACAAAAGUCCCCACGGCCCUGGUCGAGAACUGGGACGCUAAGCCCCGAAAUCAUCUCAAGAUAACCACAAGAUAACCAUCCCUCCAGUUGUCUAUAAAACUUCUGAUUUUCUGGAUGCUUUUCUGGUGUGUUGGCAAAUUGUUACUCUCACUCUCUGCACCCAUGUGAGGGAACCACAUUUUGUCUCUGGUAGACCAAACUGAACUUCCAGGUCUGAUUUGACCAUUUGCAUAAAGCAAUUGCAGCAAAAACAAUUUUAUGGAGCCACUGAGGGCUCCUUUCCCCAAUAAAACAUUUAUAUAUACUUUUCAUCAUUUGGCAGAUCUGAUAAGUAAAAGUGGACUACUAAUUUUACAGUUACUGAUUAUUAAAACCACAUAUAAUCAUUAUAAUGAUAAAAUAUUCAAUCAUAAAUGAUUACAGUUAUCAAUACUCAUAGAUAAACAUUAUACUAUAUUUUAUUAAAGUGAUAUACAGAAGAACCUCGGUACUCAAACGGCUCUCGACUCAAACAAUUCGGCACUCGAAUAAUAUAUUUGUGCCCAUAGUCGACAGUGCUCGAAUGGCCUUCUGGAACCAAUUAAGUUUGAGUACCGACGUUCGACAGUACUGUAGUCAUCUUUGAUAGUGGUUUUUAGCUAUUUAUAUUCAUUAGAGAUAAUCACUAUAUAUAAUGCUUAUAAUCAUUAUAUAUAUAUAUAUAUGGGUAAUGGUUGGCUUUAAGUAGGCAUGGAUCUUUAAUUAUAUAAAUUAAUGAUUAUUGAUAAGCAUCAGUAUUAAUUACACAAAGCUUUAUGUACAGUAAUUGACAGAAUCUUUAGUGUUAUUUAAUGGGCUUUGAAUUGCUUGCUUGCUUGAGUGAGUGUGAGUGAAUAUUAUUUCCCAGUACGGUAUUGUGAUAUAUGCUGGCAUAGAAGACGCAGAAUUCCUUCCUCAAUCACACACAACUGAAAUGUAUCUAGUUUAUAAUGGGUUCUAUGGGACCCCCUUGAUGCUUACUUUGUGCAGCGAGAGAGAGCCUAACAUUCUAGGUCCUCACACUUAUUGUACACUGUUUAAUAGUAAUACAGAAUACUGUAUAUACUCUAUUGCAUAAUUUAUCUAAGCAGUUAUUUACUAUUAAUUAAUCAGAUUAUAUAAUUAAUAUGUAUAGUAAUCUGUAGAGCUGCUGCAGCAAACCAAAGUUGCCCAAAUGUUUGAUUUAUAAAUUUAUAUAUAUGACAUUUAAAUAUAGAUGUACUGUA